Messenger RNA from Papilio machaon (common yellow swallowtail), 3368 nucleotides. RefSeq names its product mucin-5AC. Bases 1 to 3282 code for a protein of 1093 amino acids. The record is from RefSeq and is a predicted model, not a curated record. The transcript has 6 exons. Lineage: Eukaryota; Metazoa; Arthropoda; Insecta; Lepidoptera; Papilionidae. Gene Ontology annotation, cellular component: extracellular region. Gene Ontology annotation, molecular function: chitin binding.
AUGCUUUAUGAUUAUCGUAAAGAAUUUAUUGUAAUCAGACAUUCUGACGGUGAAGGAAAACAUAUAUGCAACCUGCACACUGAGAACAAAGUACAAAAAUCAACAACCAGAACAGCGUCAGUAUCAUCGACGACAGCAGCAUCGGUCUCUCGGCGUCCAUUCCGCGUGGCCAGCCGGCGACGACCUGCUGUCACUACCAGGCUCACCACAACUACCACUACCACCACACAGGCUACUACCACCACCAACAUCCUGGACAGCGAUGAAUAUCUACAAGAUAUAGAAGAAGCCGAUUCCAUUGAAGAUCCAACUAUAACCACGCGCUCUGGACCGAAAAAGAAUCCGAAAACACAAAGGCGUCCCCUAGUUAAUCUGAAAGAAGAUGAUCAGAAUCCGUCCGCUACAAAUGAGGAAGAGAAGAAGAGACAGAGCAAGAAAUACAGCUCUACAUUCAAACAAAACCAAUUGGAUGAAGCCUUAAAACUGAAAAAUCAGGACGCCUUCGAUGAGGAUGUAGAUGCAACUACUGAAGGGAAAUUCACAGAAAGCUUUAGUGCUGAAACGGCUGUAGCUCUUGCAGCUCACAAGCUCUUGGAAGCUCCUGUACCAAUAAUACCUGACUAUGAAUAUGAUAUCAAACCUACUAGAAGUGCACCAACAAGAAAUACCCAGAAGUUCAAAUAUACAACAACAGAAUACACACCAGAAAUCACAAAAACGCCCUCCUACCCCUUAUCGUACUCUACUACUCCAAAUUACAGCACUGAAACUCAAGACUACGUCCAAACUUCCACAGGUUUAUAUUCCGGUGAUCUUCUGGACACCGUCUUACCCUCGACAGGCGGAUACAGAGGAUCUAAGCCAACUGGAUUUACAGCUCCUACUAUAAUUAACCCUGGUCUAUCGGGUGUUUCACGCAACUUAGGUCCAUCGACCGUCAGGUACUUGAGUACAACCGAAGAAAACAUACCAACACAAGAAAUUAAUCCAACUGCAGGUAGAUAUACAGAUACCAGUGAAAAGUAUUCAAAAUCUUCAUCACGUCUACCAGACUUAAAUGUUUACAAUUACUCAUCGAUUUCAUAUAACUUUGCUCCACGCGACAAAUAUAUUAACACAGAAGAGUCCUUACAAACAGUUACUCCAACGGGUAGAUCUCGUGGUAGAAGACCUUCUACUACUAUUAGUGGAUUAGAGCAAUAUACCGUUACCUCACAAACUCUUCCGCCCACAAAUGAUUUCGGUAUAAGCAAGAAAUACUCCGAAAGUUCAAGACCCACAACUUCAGCAAAUAAAUACUUGGAUGAAAGAUACACUGGUAUAUCGGAAGAUCCAUUUGAAACAAGUAAAUAUUUAGAUACAAGCGACAAGUAUACUGAUUCAUAUUCAACACCAGGACCGUCAACUAUCGAUUAUUUAGAUUCAAACAGGUAUACAGGUACAUCCCAGAACUUGAACCCUAGAUUUACAGUAGGAGAAAAGUACACAAACCCGUCGACACCAACGUACUUAACAGAAGACAUUACAAGAGUAUCUCAGGACCCGACACCUACUCGUGGUUACACAGAAACAACCGUCUACUCAGAAGUUCCAGCUAAUACAAGAAUACCAAGCAGAUUUACGAACAGAGGCGGAAGUUAUACGACAGUACAAAAUCUGAAUCCCACCACCACUUAUUCAGAUACAACUGACAGAUAUUCGUCUAUUUCACGUAGAAGAAAACCAUCAACAACAACUGUAAGCGAUAAUGAUAAGUAUACAACUGUUACAUUACAAACUACGAAUCCAACAACAUCGAAUGAAAGAUAUACAGAGGCUUCGCGAAGGAGACGGCCAUCUACAAAUUCUUACACUGAGACAGACAAAUACACAACCGGAACUGUACAAAAUGUGAAUCCAACUGAAGUCGUUAUUAGCACAACAGAAAAACCAGUACAGUCUCGAAGAAGAAGACCAACCACAAACAGCUACACAAAUAGUGAACAGUAUACAACAGAAACUACUACCGCGUUUAGAUUUACAGGCACGAGCGAAAGAUACACUAGUGUACCUCGCAGAACAAGGCCCUCAACUUCCAGGUACUUCGAUACUGUCACAGAGGAAGCUUCUUCAGAAUUCCAAACCGCAGGACCGACUACCGGAUUUACUGGAAUUAAUGAUAGAUUGACAGAAGCAUCACCUAGACUAAGACCAACUACCGAUAGUUACAUAGACACAUCUGAUAAGUCUACAGACACGCCUCAGAUUGAAACAUAUACAGUAAAUAAUAAGAAAUAUUCUGAUAUUUCACGCAACAGAAGUCCAUCUACUAGCUCGUACUUAGAAUCAACAGAAAAAAGUCCAUUGAGCAGUAGCACGGAAUUGUCAGAAGACGAGGUGUCCACAGGUCGUUAUUUAAAUCCCAAUGGUCAGUACACUGGUUUCAUUCAAGACGUAAAUCCUUCUACUGUAAAAUACGUUAGCACAGAAGAGAAAUCACAGGAUGUAAGUCCAUCGUCUGUCCAAUAUCCAAGUACUACUGGAAAGUACGUGUCGGGACCGGUAGAUGAUUUCGGAUUCUCUACUGCUGGGUAUAGCCAGAGUCAAGACCCUUCGUACUUCACUAGAGAAUAUCUUCUAGCGUCUCCAGUUACUAAGACAUAUGACGAUGAAUACCAAUACUUAUCACCGGUAACAACUACGCAGCCAACAACCACAACUAGAAAAUUAGGCAGAAAGAAAACUAUAUUCCGAAGAAUUUCAUCGACAGCUCGACCGAGUUCCACUACCACGACAACAACAACAACAGAAAGGCCUCGAAGAGUCGUGUCGAGAAAACCUUUUGAGAAAAUACGCAAAGUGCAGAAGGUAAAAGUCCUAAAGGUGCCAAAGAAAGAACAAGAAAAACAAUUGGUAGAAGAAGAAAAACCAGUGAAUGAAGUACAGAUCACCCAGAGGCAGCAAGUGCAGAGGGUGCCCGUGAAGAAUGUGGAAUCACCGAAACCAAACAGAAUUAGAAAACCUAUAACUUUCGACUAUUACGAUGACAGUGAAGAGAAAGUAGCACAGAAAUACGAAGAGGGAACUAAAGUUAUUCUCCAUAGUAAAGGUACAAUCGAGUGCUUAGAUAUUGGCAACUUCCCGCAUCCAUCGUCGUGCAAGAAGUUUAUAUCUUGCGCUCGUAUGGAGAGCGGAGCAUUACUGGGCUGGGAAUAUGUCUGUCCUAAAGGCCUAUCAUUCGACCCCGUCGGCGGAAUUUGCAACUGGUCAGCAGGUCUCGGCUGCAACGAGCAAGACUCAUAGACUAAAAAUGAUUUUUCCUUCCUUGGGGUUGCCAAAUUAUAAAAUUUGAGUCAAAAACCCCAGUUUAAAUUAUUUAAUAAUUUCUG